AUGCUGUCAUUGAGGAUCCUCUUUUCGAACAACUCGGUUGGAAUGCAAGACGCUCGACGUUUGUCGAGGCCUACAUCAUGGGCCCUUCCAACAUGUUCUACCCUUUUGCUGGUUUUGUCCAUCUGCACGUUCUUUUUCGUCACUUCCGCAUAUCUGUGCCAUCGUCAGUCGUGGACAAUCCGUAAAGCAAUGGCUACCGUAAUUUCCAACAAGUUGCAUCGAUACUGCACCGAUUCUGCAAGCAUAACAUCUGAGCUUGCGCAAUUACCAUCCAAAGAGCCCACGCACCUUGCCGAUAAACUCUACGGUGGCGAGCAUCUCGCUAUCACCGAACGCAAACCAUCUCACUUUCAACACCCCGCGAGUCAGGCAGAACUUGUACGCGCACAGGAAUGCGGCAACUGGGGAGAGAGUCAACCCAGCGAACUCUUUCUACAAUGUUUCCAUGCUGCCCUCUGCUCACUCGAACACGAUCCACUGGCAGGUAUGGUGAGCCCUAGCUUGAUGGGCAGUAACGGAGUUUUUCCUAUUACGGUUGUUGCGCCAGUGCCUGACAUCUGCCGGCACAUGGCGAACCUCAUUGUUCGGGCGGAGAAAGAAGUGUUUCUGGCAACAAACUUCUGGAUCGCUUCAGGUGCGGCAUCGAUCAUCACAGACGCUAUAAAAGAGCUUUCAAGGCGAGCCGGUGAGCGUGGAGAAAGAGCGGUUGUGAAAAUCAUGUACGACCGCGGAAACAUCAAGCAAGUCAUCGACAACCAUCAAAUGAUGUCAGUCGAACAGUAUACUGCGAAGGCCGUCAAAUUACCUGCCCCGGAAGAAAUUCCCAACAUCGACAUGGAAGUACAAAAUUACCAUCGCCCUAUGCUGGGAACGUUCCACUCGAAAUUCAUGGUCGUUGAUCGGAGAAUGGCUGUCGUACAGAGUAACAACAUUCAAGAUAACGACAACCUAGAGAUGAUGACACACCUCGAGGGAGAAAUUGUCAACUCUAUAUACGACACUGCACUGAUCGCCUGGGCGAGAGCUCUCAAUCCCCCAUUACCAUCUCUGAACACUCCGGCCACCAAUGCACAUGUUGCGAUGUUUCACGAUCCUUCCUUUCGAUCACUCUUUGACGAGCAGGGGAACCUUAGAAUGCGCCAUGACAGCUUCAGUAAGAGUGAUCUCGAGAGCAGAAAUGAAUCCCUCCCACUGCCAGACCGAGAAAACAGGGCACAUGAUCCAGACAUUGGGGCGGAUUUUGAGCGCAUGCAAGCGGUCCUCUCACCCAGCGAUGGAGAAACAAGAGUGAAUGCGGUCACUCGGCACCUCAAUCUUGCAACAAAACUUGAUCGCAAAGGAACGGCACCAGAUUGCGGCGCAGAAGACGACAUGAUACCAAUAUUCCCUCACAAGCCGCACGCCCCCUUCCCCAUGGCACUUGUCAACAGACGGCCUUGGGGUGCUCUCAAUCACCAGUGUGUAAACGUGCCACAAAACGAAGCCUGGCUGGCCGCCAUCAGAAGUGCCCAGCGGACGAUCUUCAUCCAGACGCCAAAUCUCAACGCUGCGCCGCUGUUGCCUGCGCUUCGAGAGGCAGCUUCUCGGGGAAUCGAGGUUACAUACUAUGUUUGCCUGGGCUACAACGAUGCAGGAGAACUGCUCCCUUUCCAAGGCGGAAACAACGAGAUGGUUGCAAAUGAGAUGUAUCAAGAAUUAAACGAAGAGCAAAAGAGGAAUCUGCGUAUCCAUUACUACGUCGCAAAGGGCCAGGUGUUCCCAAUCCAUAACAAGUUCAAGGCGAGGAGCUGUCAUAUCAAAAUCAUGAUCGUUGAUGAGCACGUUGGAAUCCAAGGUAACGGCAACCAAGACACGCAGUCAUGGUUCCAUUCGAUGGAAGUCAACAUCAUGAUCGAUUCGCAACAAGUGUGCCAAGACUGGAUGAAGCAGCUCCGGAGGAAUCAGAAUACUCAUCUAUAUGGGCUGGCAUCGCAAGAAGAUGGAAUCUGGAGGGACAAAGAUGGCAAGGAAGUUGCAGAUGGGAUUGGCAAAGACCUAGGAAAGUUUUCUUGGGCGAAAGGCAUGAUUGGCGCUAUCCAACGAGUGAGAGGGGUUGGGGAAUUCUAG
Molecule: messenger RNA, 2106 nt
Organism: Ascochyta rabiei
Lineage: Eukaryota; Fungi; Ascomycota; Dothideomycetes; Pleosporales; Didymellaceae
Exons: 4
Coding region: 1-2106 (701 amino acids)
Molecular function (GO): catalytic activity
Source: RefSeq, a predicted model, not a curated record